UUUUCUCUCUUUCUUUCUUACAAGAUUAUACCGUUGCCAUGGGAAAUUGUACAAGCAACAAAUAUUUGGCAGAGACAAUGCCGAUGAGUGAGGAGGAGGAACUGGUGGAGACGUUGAAGAGGAAGCUGAAUGCCGAUGACGGUGCUUCGAGAUCUUCGAGAGGGACGACGACGACGACGACGGAGGUGAAGAUUAGGAUGACAAAGAGAGAGCUGGAGAAGUUAUUGAGCAAAGUGGAAGUGGAGGAGCUGCCAGUGACGGAGCUGUUAUUGCAGUUGAUUGAGGUUGGGGAUGAGUCGGAGAGUACUCAUCGGCGAUCAUGGCGACCAUCUUUGCAAAGCAUUCCUGAGCUGUGCUGAAUUGAAUAACAAGUGUUGAAGAAGAUUAUAAAAUUGUAGAUAAGAGAGUUGAGUUGGAAUAUAAUUAUGUUUCCUCCCAACACUUUGGAGCCAACUACCCAAAAAUUAGUUGAGAGAACAAGAAAAUUUUAAGUAGGCAAUGUGAGGGAUCACCAUAUGACCCAACCAUAGGGUCCUGUGUACAUGA
Molecule: messenger RNA, 546 nt
Organism: Cucurbita maxima (winter squash)
Lineage: Eukaryota; Viridiplantae; Streptophyta; Magnoliopsida; Cucurbitales; Cucurbitaceae
Exons: 1
Coding region: 39-359 (106 amino acids)
Source: RefSeq, a predicted model, not a curated record